ACGAGUUUCAUAAUCGUCCGCUACGGAAUUGCACCGGCGAUUCGAAUAGAUAAACCUUCCCUAAUCUGCUUUGAUUCGGGACAUUUUUGGAAGCGCGAGAGGUCACCAGGGAAAAGAAUGGACCGACUUCGACGGAGUUUUCGCGAUAGUUUUCGGCGGCGGAAGGAGCCGCAUGUACCGGAAUCGAGUAAACUUCAUCAAUGGCAGGCAGAUGAAACUGCUGUCCGCUCAGCUACAUGCGCUUUUCACGUUAAGUACCUGGGAUGUGUCGAGGUGUUCGAAUCAAGGGGUAUGCAAGUAUGCGAGGAAGCUCUGAAAGUACUUAGGAAUUCGAGACGGCGGCCAGUACGCGCAAUUCUCCACGUAUCAGGGGACGGUUUGCGAGUGGUUGAAGAUGAGACAAAAGGUUUGAUCGUCGAUCAAACGAUAGAGAAGGUUUCCUUUUGUGCUCCAGAUCGGAAUCACGAGAAGGGAUUCAGUUACAUCUGUAGAGACGGCACGACCAGACGAUGGAUGUGCCAUGGGUUCUUGGCAUUAAAAGAAUCGGGGGAGCGUUUGAGUCAUGCUGUGGGCUGUGCUUUUGCUGCAUGCCUGGAAAGAAAGCAGCGAAGGGACAAAGAAUGUGGUGUCACGAUGACGUUUGAUUCGAAAACUUCAACUUUCACCAGGAGCGGCAGCUUCAGGCAACCAUCUCUAACCGAACGAUUGCAGGAUUCGCGCGAACGCGCUGUAGAUGUACCUCCAAUAAAGCAAGUGUAUAAUCCUUUCGCGAUCGAGAGGCCACACGCUACUCCGUCGAUGCUCGAACGACAAGGUUCCUUCCGCGGUUUUACACAACUGAAUCAAGCAUCUCCGUUUAAGAGACAGCUUAGUUUACGGAUUAACGAUCUUCCUAGUAAUCUUGAACGCACACGUAGCCUCAGUCUCGAGCCAACGGAUUUGUCACGAAUGCCAUCCGCUUUGUCUCACAUCGUACCUUUGAAGCCACCAGUUAGUCCAAUUCCUGAAAUAUCGCCUGGGGGUCAAGAUAGCGUUUCCGCGAUGUGCCAGCAGCUUUCACAGGGGCUUUCUCUUCUUUCAAGCAGUGACGAUUUUGGACCAAUUCCUACACAGAGCAGUACAAGUUCCGUUGCUAAGCAGCUGUUCACGAGCAGCGCCGCUAAUAACACUCUGUCAGUGACGACCAGCAAUUCAUUGGACGAGUUGAAGCUGCAAAACGGUCCAAGUCUGAACAACAAUAACAACAACAAUGAUGACAAGAACGAUGAUAUCAGCAACUUGAAUCACGUUGGACCUAGCUGGCAGGAAGCUCCGUCUCCAGUUCUGGCUUCAAAUCAUAGGCUCACACCAACCCUGAACAAAACCAGUAACCUCAGCCCUGUUCUUCCAAGAAUAAACGCGCCUACUCCAAUAGUGAUGAGCACUCCUGCAUCAACCACAACUGUUGGCGUGUUUGGUACACCAUCUUCAGCCAGUCCAGCCUUUAGUACAGCAUCCACAUCUUCUUUGGGGAAUGCGUCGACGUCAGCUGUGAACAGGUCACCGAUUCCAGUGACUUGUGUGAUGACUUCGAAGACAAGUUCGCCCACCAGCAGUGUAGCACCCGGUUCCCCGGCUUUAUCUGGUAACAUUGUUGCUGAUACCAGCCAAAUCAGUCAACCCCCGGUGGCAAAUACAAUUUCUACCCCAGCGGUCCAGCCGGUUUCAACGGCAUUGCCAAAACCAGAGCAGUGGCUAGGCAGUAUAACCAGCUCGAUGCCAUCCUCAGUGCAAUCUCCUUCGCAAGGGCAAACAAGUCCACGACGAGCGCCGCCGCUUCACGCGAGGGCUCUGUCGCUCGGAUCGGCUGGGAUGGGACAAGCUACUAGAACUACUUCGUCAGAUCCAUUCGACGCGGAAUGGGCGGAAAUCGCAGCGAGAAAUCUGCGACAGUCGGGCACGACAAAUCCGUUCAUAAUGCCAAACGUGACGCAAGCGUUUCAGGUGCAAUUGUAG
This is a messenger RNA of Habropoda laboriosa, 1995 nucleotides long. RefSeq names its product protein numb homolog (gene numb). NCBI's taxonomy places the organism in Eukaryota, Metazoa, Arthropoda, Insecta, Hymenoptera, Apidae. The record is from RefSeq and is a predicted model, not a curated record. The coding region runs from base 118 to 1995 and encodes 625 amino acids. The transcript is spliced from 10 exons.